AUGGGGACCUGGAUUUUGUUUGCCUGCCUCCUGGGAGCAGCUUUUGCUAUGCCCCUACCACCUCAUCCUGGGCACCCUGGUUAUAUCAACUUCAGCUAUGAGAACUCACAUUCUCAGGCUAUCAAUAUUGGCAGGCCUGCAUUAGUGCUUACCCCUUUGAAGUGGUACCAGAGCAUAAGGCAGCCGUACCCUUCCUAUGGUUACGAACCCAUGGGUGGAUGGCUGCACCACCAAAUCAUCCCCGUGCUGUCCCAGCAGCACCCCCAGACUCACACCCUGCAGCCUCAUCACCACAUCCCAGUGGUGCCAGCUCAGCAGCCCGUGGCCCCCCAGCAACCAAUGAUGCCAGUUCCUGGCCACCACUCCAUGACUCCAACCCAACACCACCAGCCAACCCCCCCUCCGCCAGCCCACCAGCCCUCCGUUCAGCCGCAGCCUCACCAGCCCAUCCAGCCCAUCCAGCCCAUCCAGCCCCAGACACCUGUGCACCCCAUGCAGCCCCUGCCGCCACAGCCACCUCUGCCUCCGAUGUUCCCCAUGCAGCCCCUGCCACCCAUGCUUCCCGACCUGCCUCUGGAAGCUUGGCCAGCAACAGACAAGACCAAGAGGGAGGAAGUGGAUUAAAAGACCAAAAUAUGAGAAGAGAACUGAAGUUAAUGCUUCAGUUGCUUUCA
Molecule: messenger RNA, 674 nt
Organism: Tupaia belangeri chinensis (Chinese tree shrew)
Lineage: Eukaryota; Metazoa; Chordata; Mammalia; Scandentia; Tupaiidae
Gene: AMELX
Product: amelogenin X-linked
Exons: 6
Coding region: 1-624 (207 amino acids)
Biological process (GO): multicellular organism development; enamel mineralization
Molecular function (GO): structural constituent of tooth enamel
Source: RefSeq, a predicted model, not a curated record